AUGUUCGUGUGUAUUGGAUUCGUUGAAGACUCAUCGAAUCUAUCGCUCGAUAUUUAUGAUCCUGCGCUUGAGAACGGCAAUCAAACAUACCUGGCUGUUGUUGAGUGGGAUGGUUUGCACGAGCAGCAUUGCCUUAUUGCGCCAACUGAACAUGUAUGCUCAAGUAUUCAGUUGGACGAAAAUGUGUGGGAUGAGAUGCGAAUAUGGAGGAAAGAGGCUAGAGUUUAG
Molecule: messenger RNA, 228 nt
Organism: Ostertagia ostertagi
Lineage: Eukaryota; Metazoa; Nematoda; Chromadorea; Rhabditida; Trichostrongylidae
Source: the annotation of a GenBank genome assembly